CCGGGGCGGCGGCCGGGGGUCGCGGGCCGCGGCGGGCCGGGGGCGGAGGCGCAGAGGCGGAGGCCUGGUAGCCGGGCAGGGGCGCCAUGGCGGCGGCCGAGACGAAGAUCAUCUACCACCUGGACGAGCAGGAGACGCCGUACCUGGUGAAGCUGCCGAUCCCGGCCGAACGCGUCACCCUCGGCGACUUCAAGGGCCUCCUCAACCGCCCCAACUACAAGUUCUACUUCAAGUCCAUGGACGACGACUUCGGGGUGGUGAAAGAAGAGAUCUCUGAUGACAAUGCCAAGCUUCCCUGCUUCAAUGGCCGGGUGGUGUCUUGGCUGGUGUCUGCAGAGGGUUCCCAUUCAGAUGCUGGCUCAGUCUGUGCUGAUAACCAGACAGAGCUGCCACCUUCUAUGGAGCGCACAGGAGGAAUUGGAGACUCCAGGCCUCCCUCUUUCCACCCUAACACUGGGGGGAGUCGAGAAAAUUUGGACAAUGAGACAGAGACGGACUCAGUGGUGUCAUCCCAAAGGGAACGACCCCGUCGGACAGAUGGGCCUGAGCAUGCGCCCAGGGUGAAUGGGACUGCAAAGGGAGAGCGGCGCCGAGAUCUGGGCGGGUAUGAGAGCUCCUCCACGCUCAUGAGCAGCGAGCUGGAGACCACCAGCUUCUUCGAUUCAGAUGAAGAUGACUCCACCAGCAGAUUUAGCAGUUCGACAGAGCAAAGCAGUGCUUCUCGUCUAAUGAGGAGACACAAGCGACGCCGGCGGAAACAGAAGGCUCCACGCAUUGAGCGGUCAUCGUCCUUCAGCAGUAUCACAGACUCCACCAUGUCCCUGAACAUCAUCACAGUCACACUGAACAUGGAGAAAUACAACUUCCUGGGCAUUUCUAUUGUGGGACAGAGCAAUGUGCAUGGAGAUGGAGGCAUUUAUAUUGGCUCUAUCAUGAAGGGCGGCGCUGUAGCAGCUGAUGGCAGGAUUGAGCCAGGAGACAUGCUCUUGCAGGUAAAUGACAUCAACUUUGAGAACAUGAGCAACGAUGAUGCCGUGCGGGUGCUGAGGGAGAUUGUGCAUAAGCCCGGGCCCAUCACCCUGACAGUGGCCAAGUGCUGGGACCCCAGCCCCCGUGGCUGCUUCUCGUUACCAAGGAUUGCUCCCCAGCGGAUCUGGGCUGGGCCAGACUCUCCAUGCUCCGAUCCGGGUGAGCCCAUUCGGCCCAUUGACCCGGCAGCCUGGGUGUCUCACACAGCAGCGAUGACCGGCACCUACCCAGCGUACGGUAUGAGUCCAUCCAUGAGCACAAUCACUUCCACCAGCUCCUCCAUCACCAGCUCCAUACCAGAGACUGAACGCCUCGAUGACUUUCACCUGUCCAUCCACAGUGACAUGGCCACCAUUGUCAAAGCCAUGGCCUCACCAGAGUCAGGCCUGGAGGUGCGUGACCGCAUGUGGCUGAAGAUCACCAUCCCCAAUGCCUUCAUUGGUUCGGAUGUGGUGGAUUGGCUCUAUCACCAUGUGGAGGGCUUUACAGACCGUCGUGAAUCCCGCAAAUAUGCCAGCUAUCUGCUGAAGGCUGGCUAUAUCCGACAUACCGUCAACAAGAUCACCUUCUCAGAGCAGUGUUACUACAUCUUCGGGGACCUCUGUGGAAACAUGGCUAAUCUAUCUCUUCACAAUCAUGAUGGUUCCAGCGGUGCCUCUGAUCAGGACACUUUGGCUCCGCUCCCGCACCCAGGAGCCGCACCCUGGCCUAUGGCUUUCCCAUACCAGUAUCCACCUCCUCAUCCAUACAACCCCCACCCCGGCUUCCCUGAUCCAGGAUACAGCUAUGGAGGAGGCAGUGCAGGCAGCCAGCACAGUGAAGGGAGCCGGAGCAGCGGUUCCAAUCGCAGUGGCAGUGAGAGAAGGAAGGAGAGAGAGAAGACUGGGGAGUCCAAGUCAGGCGGCAGCGGUAGUGAGUCGGACCACACCACAAGGAGCAGCAUGCGGCGUGAGCGCGCAGCCAGCGAGCGCUCGGUGCCAGCCAGCCAGCACAGCCAGCGCAGCCAGCACUCACUGGCUCACAGCAUCCGCAGCCACCACAGCCAGCAGUCGUAUGGGCCGCCCGGUCUCCCGCCUCUCUUCAGCCCCCCCAUGUUGCUGAUGCCUCCACCACCUUCAGCCAUGGGGCCCCCUGGGGCACCGCCAGGCCGUGACCUGGCCUCUGUGCCCCCUGAACUGACAGCCAGUAGACAGUCCUUCCGAAUGGCUAUGGGCAACCCCACAAAGAAUUACGGGGUGUUUGACUUUCUGUGAGCCUGCCGCCCGUGGGGGGGAGAGCUGGAGCGUGGCGUGGCCCGACAGGAGGACACGGAGCUCCAGGGGCGCUGGGCACGCGUGGCGCUGAAGAUGGCUUCUUUCCUCCCCCUUGCGAAGACACCCUGCCCUUCCUGCAGCCCUGUGAGGGGAGCAGGGACCAGCCUUCCAUAUGCGUGUCAAACCCCCUUGUAGCUGCCUUUCGGCUAAUGCAUGAAUGUUGCAGGGCUUCAGUGCCUCCGGGCAGUGGAGAGAUGCUGCCGCUUCCCUCUUGCCUUCCUUCUCUUGCGCACACGCUGGGGCAGGUCCAGGCCUGGCCCAGCCUCAUUGCAGGACCCUUUUUCACCUUGCCCCUGUCUUGAGGCUGUAGCUCUGCAUUCAUCCCGGAGCUGUGGUUGGUGCCUGUGCACGUCCUGCACAACUCAGGGCCCUACGCUUGCCCUUGGCUACUUGGAGUGGUUCAAGGGCAGAAUUCUGACCCCUCCAGCCGCUCUUUGCCCUCCUGACUGUGACGUGCUGUUGCCUGUCCCGUUUGUAGGGGCUCUCCAAUGCCUGGGGCUGGCAGCUACAGCUGUGGCCUUCUCCUUCCUGCUGUUGAGCAAUGUGACAUCUUUAGGGGCCAGCAUGGAUGUAGAGGGGCACAGCUGUUUU
This is a messenger RNA of Neopsephotus bourkii (Bourke's parrot), 2933 nucleotides long. RefSeq names its product dishevelled segment polarity protein 3 (gene DVL3). Gene Ontology annotation, cellular component: cytosol. NCBI's taxonomy places the organism in Eukaryota, Metazoa, Chordata, Aves, Psittaciformes, Psittacidae. The transcript has 17 exons. Gene Ontology annotation, molecular function: frizzled binding. Gene Ontology annotation, biological process: intracellular signal transduction; canonical Wnt signaling pathway. The coding region runs from base 87 to 2282 and encodes 731 amino acids. The record is from RefSeq and is a predicted model, not a curated record.